This is a messenger RNA of Gilbertella persicaria, 321 nucleotides long. RefSeq lists its product as uncharacterized. The annotation marks the transcript as partial. The transcript has a single exon. Lineage: Eukaryota; Fungi; Mucoromycota; Mucoromycetes; Mucorales; Choanephoraceae. The record is from RefSeq and is a predicted model, not a curated record.
AAAAACGCUGUUAUAAACUUUUAUUACAAACAGCCAGUCACCACAGCUUAUCAGCUACUUGAUCGAUUGACUAGUACUUUUAAGGAUCUAUCACUUUCGAAGUCUACAUUGUAUCGUUGUUCAAAUGAUCUUUGCAUUUUAGGUUUGAAGAAAGUGCAAAUGGAGCUUUUAGAGCGAAGCACUUCAGAGAGAAUUCAGGCGAGAACGAAAUGGGUGGAAGAGAUGAAGAGUAUGGAUAUAGAUUACAUGAACAACUGCGUUUUCAUUGUUGAGGCAGGAUUUAAUGCAAAUCUGAGAAAAGCUUGGGGAUGGGCUCCGAAG